CACUUCAUAACAUAACUAUUUCCCUUCCCUUCACACUUUUUAGCUAAUCACACUCAACAAGAAUGAACUCCGCAGCAUUUCCUUCCCUCCAAUCUUCAUUCUUCUCCCAAACUCCAAGCGGCCGAUCAUCACCAUCAUCGCAGUCCACCUUCGCCUUAUCAGUUCCUUCUUCUUCUUCGCCUUCCACCUUCAGAACCCAAACCUCCCUUCACCUCCUUCCCGACAACAACAACAGCAACAACAAUGUCUUCCUGCAAAAACCCCGCCGCGCCUACAACGUCCGCACCAGACGGAACCUAUCACGCGCCGCCACCGCAAUCAGCUGCUCCGCCGCCGACCCGGCGAAGAAACUCCGUUUGAUCCUCGACUCUCCUGGGACCCACCAAGGCCCCGCCUGUUUCGAUGCUCUGAGUGCCAAGCUCGUGGAGAAAGCCGGGUUCCCCUUCUGCUUUACAAGUGGGUUUUCAAUAUCUGCUGCUAGAUUGGGGCUGCCUGAUACUGGGUUCAUAUCGUAUGGAGAAAUGGUGGAUCAAGGGCAGCAAAUCACUCAAGCUGUGUCGAUUCCUGUGAUUGGAGAUGGUGAUAAUGGAUAUGGGAAUGCCAUGAAUGUUAAGAGGACGGUGAAAGGAUACAUUCGAGCUGGUUUUGCUGGAAUCAUUCUUGAAGACCAGGUGUCUCCAAAAGCUUGUGGGCAUACCCGUGGUAGGAAAGUGGUGUCAAGGGAAGAGGCAGUAAUGAGGAUAAAAGCAGCUGUUGAUGCUAGGCAAGAGUCAGGCUCGGACAUUGUGAUCGUUGCACGGACCGAUUCUCGCCAAGCGGUGUCCUUUGAUGAAUCACUCUGGAGGUGUAGAGCUUUUGCUGAAGCUGGAGCGGAUGUCCUUUUCAUUGAUGCUUUGGCUUCAAGGGAAGAAAUGAGAGCCUUCUGUGAAAUAUCUCCCCUAGUUCCGAAAAUGGCCAAUAUGCUUGAAGGAGGUGGUAAAACACCAAUACUCAAUCCCUUGGAGCUGGAGGAAAUUGGCUACAAGAUUGUGGCGUAUCCACUUUCCUUGAUUGGAGUUUCUAUUCAAGCAAUGCAGGAUGCUCUUUCUGCCAUCAAAGGAGGCAGGAUUCCUCCUCCUGGAAGUAUGCCAUCAUUCGAAGAAAUAAAGGAAACCUUAGGUUUCAAUGAUUACUAUGAAGAAGAGAAGCGGUAUGCUAUCAGUUCAAUUUCCAGGCAGACAGGUUCAUCAGCGAGCAGUAAUGUGUAUUCUAUACAACGGAGUGCUCAAGAUGAUAGAGAACAAAGAAGUGAAAGUCCCCAAGAGCCUGUUGUGGAAGUGAUUACUCCUGAUGUGUACAAUAACUAUGGUGCAGAUGGUUCUAGACCCUUUUCUGGAAUCUGGUCUCGGACAUUGAGAGUCAAGAUAACAGGCAGAGAUGGGUUUGAGAAACUUGACGUCAGAAUCCCCGCUGGGUUCUUAGAUGGGAUAACAAACAUAGUGCCUGCUUUGGGAGGUGUCAACAUCAAAGAACUGUUGGAUCAAGCCUCCGGGGAAGCAGGUGGCAAGCUGCUGUUGGAUUUCAAUGACACAGUAGGAGACAGAAUUCAAGUCUUCCUAGAAUGAACUCUUUAAUCUGCAUGCCUUCACCGAAGCAAGAUGGAAGACUCCUUGCUACCAGGAAGUGCAAGAACAAAGAUUCGACGGCAAAGUAGAGAUUGCAGAGGCAUGAAGGAGAUGAAAGUCGUGGGUCAGGAUGAUCGAAUUUACUCAUCCGAGUAAUCUACCGAGGCAAUUGUACCUUGUACUUGGCUUGGAAGCUGAUCUUGAUCAGAUUGUGAUUCUGAGUCAUUGUUCAUUCCUUUCUCAGUGAAAAUUGUACCCUUUGGCACUAAUAAAUCUUGAGAAGGUAUACGACCAAAGUUUCUAGCAUCACUUGAACGAUUGUCCAUUGCUAUGAUGCAGCCUCAAUAGAAUUAGCUAUCGACAACGC
Linum tenue is the source of this 1971-nucleotide messenger RNA. Lineage: Eukaryota; Viridiplantae; Streptophyta; Magnoliopsida; Malpighiales; Linaceae. The record is from the annotation of a GenBank genome assembly.